AUGGAGUUUUUUCUACUAGUGGUUGCUACCAGGCCAAUGGUUCCCUGGGAUAAGAUGGUGUGGAAUAGGCUCAAUAUUUCAAAAUACAUGUUCAUCUGUUGGCUUGCAUUUCAGUGUAGAUUGCAAACAACUGCAAAAUUUGCUAGAAUUGGAAUUAGUUCCUUCCCUAAUUGUUUGUUGUGUGGACAGGAUGAUGAGGAGCAUGGUCAUCUAAUCUCCAGGUAUCCUUACAUUAGCAGAUGUCUUGCAUCACUAAAGAGGUGGAUGGGAAUUCAGAGUUCCCCUACUACUUUGCAGAGACUUAUAAGGAAUAUUUCUCAUGGUAAUGGCUCAAAAUUCAAAAGGAAUGUCAUGUAUGCAGGAGUAGCUGCCUUGGUCUACUUAGUUUGGAGGAGUAGGAACUGCAGUUUUUGGGAUAAGGCUUUCCCAACAGUUCAAAAUGUAAUGAAUGUCUUGAAACAACUUGUAAGGAAAAUGGAAUCACAAUCUACUGCUGAAAAUGUGUUUGCUCCAACCAUUCUGACCACGAGCUCCCAAGUGGCUCCGUUAAUGGUGCCAUCUAGUUUGCCUUCGAUGAAGCAUAAACGUAACGCUCUAAUUUGGCAACAUUUUACCUUUAUUGAGAAAAUGGAAGGUGAUAAACAGGUUUGCUUUGCUCAAUGUAACUAUUGCCCUAAGCAAUACAAGGCAUAA
Messenger RNA from Spinacia oleracea (spinach), 693 nucleotides. RefSeq lists its product as uncharacterized. NCBI's taxonomy places the organism in Eukaryota, Viridiplantae, Streptophyta, Magnoliopsida, Caryophyllales, Amaranthaceae. The coding region runs from base 1 to 693 and encodes 230 amino acids. The record is from RefSeq and is a predicted model, not a curated record. The transcript has 2 exons.